AUGGAAACUCAAGCUACUUUAAUUGAAGUAUCUCGAAACUUUCUAAUCCUGACUUACACUCACGUACAGCAGGAAAAAGAAAAACGUGCAGCACGCGAUUAUGUGAUGAAAUAUAAACUAUUGAAAAGCGUUUCAAAGGCGAAUUUUUGCCUCUUCUUCACUUAUAAAGAAGUACCUCUCCAAGCCAAGCCGAAUGCGAUUAUUGAGGAGAAGUCGAAUCAUCAGAUUAUGUCACAACUAUGGUUUCGAGUCUUGUUAGUCGCAACUACAGUCAAAUCAAUCUUGGGACUCAUCAUUCUCUUCGGUUUACUUGGUUUAUCUAUAAGUGUCUUUUUUGUCGGUCUCCGUUUUCGUCAAUCUCAUCAUUGUCCGAUAGAAUCGAAAAUAAGUCUGUUUCUAAUCAUUGCUGGUAGUGGUUCUAUUGAAUGGAUUGUUCUCAGUAUCAUUCUCUCGAUAAUUACAAUAGUAUUAAAACACAUUCGAUCAUUCAUCUUGGUUUGCUUUAUUGUCUUACUUGCCCUCUUGAUACUUAUAACUAAUAUUAUUCUAUUUGGCUGGGUCAUAUGUGGAAGUGUAUGGACGUUGAAAGUGUUUGAUUCUGUUCAAUAUACGAAUCGAUCGAUGAAUACAUUUUGUCAAAAAACGCUGUAUCAUUUUUCCUUGGCAUACUUAGUGAUGACUUAUGUUCUUACAGCUUUACAAUGUUGGUAUCGAUUGUGCAUUUUGAUAUUUUGUUCAGUACAAGAACAAUAUGGAAUUUGA
Messenger RNA from Adineta ricciae, 762 nucleotides. Lineage: Eukaryota; Metazoa; Rotifera; Eurotatoria; Adinetida; Adinetidae. The record is from the annotation of a GenBank genome assembly.